Symbiodinium sp. CCMP2592 is the source of this 366-nucleotide messenger RNA. The record is from the annotation of a GenBank genome assembly. Lineage: Eukaryota; Dinophyceae; Suessiales; Symbiodiniaceae.
AUGGCUAACCCGGGGCAUGGACAGCUGGCGCCGGGCGAGGGAAUUAUCCAGAUAGAGGACAACGAGUCCAAGGUGUGGGAAGUGCCGGUCAGCUUGGAGUGGUGGAAUGCUUUGUCGCCGACCCAGCAGUUGGAGUUUGCGGUGACCCUCCAGGCGCAGUUCAACAGGGGCGGAGGUCACGAUGGUUGCAUUAAUUUGUGCCGCGACUGCGUGCCGCAGCCGCAGCUGCCAGUCGAAGCCGAGAUCGAGGGCGAGAAGGAGGAUGAUAAACCCAAGGCCGAGGGCAAGAAGAAAAAAAAGAAGGACAAACGCAAGGCCGAGGGCGAGAAGAAGAAACCAGAAUCCGAGCUGGACACCAUGGACUAG